AUGGCUGCCUUCAGCCUCCUCCAACUCCUCCUCCUCGGCGCUACCGUGGUGGCGCCGGAGCCCCCCCAGGAUGUGGUGCAGGAGAGCCUGGAGCUGCAGCUCCCCCCCAUCCAACAGCUGCUGCAGGACCCGGCCCCACCGCCUCUCCCGGCCUCCUCCUCCUCCGCCACCGCUGCCCCGUGGGGGCCCCGCUCCGUGCCCGGUUUCCCCCCUCCGUGGCCCGAAGCCGCCGCCGUGACCCGGCUCUGCCGGCACCGGUCCCCGCCGCCGCCGCCGCCGCUCUCCUCGGUCCCCGCUCUGCCCCCGAGCUCCUUCGGGCACCUCCGGCGCCAGGCGGCGGCGCUCGGAGCCUUCGGCACCCGCCUGGAUUCGUGCUGCGACCGCGAUGCUCCCGUGCCCUGCGCCCGCCGCGAGUGGGCCGCGGUGCUGGACGCGUUCUGCUCGGCGGAGUUCGCGGUGAAGACGCGGCCGUUCCAUUGCUGCCGCCUGCGGGGCGCGCACCGGAGGCGCUGCUUCAGCCACGAAGCCGCCGCCGCCGCCGCUGCUCCCGGGACCGAGGCCGAGCGGAGCCCGGAGGUCCCGGUCCUGGUCCCGGUUCCGGUCCCGUUCCCCCCCGGGGAACCCACGGCCUCCAACGUGGGCAACAUCUGCGCGCUGCGGGGGCUGCGGCCCGGCCCCACCGGGCCCCCCGGGCCCCUGGCCCGGUUCCACCGGCGCCUGGAGAGGGAUUUUGGGCGCUGCUGCAGCAACGGGAGCGUGGAGUGCGCGCACGAGGCGUGGCGCUCGGGGCUGGAGCGGCUCUGCCGGCAGGAGGCGGCGCUGGGGCUCCGGGAGCGGCGCUGCUGCGGGCAGGGCUCGGCCCCCGCCCGGCUCCGCUGCUUCGCGGCCUCGGCCCCGCAGCCGCGCUACGAUCGGGAGCGGCACAACGUGAGCCUGGGCCGGGCAGGGCCCGCGAUGCUGCGGGCGCUCUGCGGCCCCGCCAGGCUGCUCAGCAAGAGGCGCCCAAUCCCAGAGCUCCUGGGGGCCAUCACCUCCUGCUGCCCUCGCCCCCCCCAGGAGCAACGCGCCUGCACCGAGGAGCAGCUGACCCACACCAUCGCCACCCUGUGCAGCACCCAUGGGGCAAGGGGGGGCUGGAAGGACCCAAAACGCUGCUGUGAGGGGGGGGAUGCGGCCACCCGGCGCCGCUGCUUCGACUCCGCUUACCUGGAGCGGGUGCCAAUGGGGCUGGCGGUGCCCCCCCCGCCCCAUGGGCACGAGGAGUGA
Molecule: messenger RNA, 1266 nt
Organism: Pezoporus flaviventris
Lineage: Eukaryota; Metazoa; Chordata; Aves; Psittaciformes; Psittacidae
Gene: ECM1
Product: extracellular matrix protein 1
Exons: 7
Coding region: 1-1266 (421 amino acids)
Biological process (GO): regulation of bone mineralization; signal transduction
Cellular component (GO): extracellular region
Source: RefSeq, a predicted model, not a curated record